AUGCGCCUGUGUUGUUGCUGCAGCAGAAAUUCUGAUGAAGUCGACAAGGGCUCUGCUAUCGAGCUCCGUGCUGGACCAGAGGUUGAAGAAAUUCCGCUGCAGUCUAGCAAUGCAUCGCACGUGGAGGAGGAUCUACAAGGGAAGCUGUGGUAUCACGGAAGGCUGACCCGCGAGCUGGCGGAGCCGCUGCUGUGUGCAGACGGCGACUUCCUGGUGAGGGAGUCGUCCGUCAAGAACACGCCGCGACUCACUCUGUCCGUGCGGUGGCAGCGGGACGUCAAGCACAUCAUACUGCUGCGCAGCCACGAGGGCUGGUACUGCAGGCCGGGAGUUUUCUUCAGCAGCGUGGAGCAGCUGGUGUUGGGUUACCAGAGGUCUGGGGAGCUGUUGCUGGACGGCUGGGGCGGGCAUCUCCUGAGGCCCGUGCAGAACGUCACCUGCGACCUCACCAGCCAGGACAUCACCCUCAUCAAGAGCAUCGGGGAGGGCUACUUUGGGGAGGUGUUCCUAGGGCUGCUGAGAAGUUCUGGGGAGAAGGUGGCGGUCAAGAUGUCCAAGGUGGACCUGCCCCACGAGCGCCGGCGUGACAUCAUAGACGAGGGCCAACUGCUCCAACGCUACAGACACCGCCACGUAGUCGGCUUCGUCGGCAUGUGCCUCUACCACAGCACCAUCAUGGUCGUCAUGGAGUUUGUCCCAGGUGGUUCGCUGCUUCAGCACCUGAAGGAGCACCGGCUGACGCUGUCCACAGGAGAGCUGACGGCCAUGUGCCGUGACGCGGCUGAGGGGAUGGCCUACCUGGAGGCUAUGAAGUGUGUGCACCGCGACCUGGCCGCCCGCAACUGUCUGCUGGGAGAGAACAACCUGGUGAAGAUAUCGGACUUUGGCAUGUCCCGCGAGGUGGAGGACUACUACAUGGCCCACAACCUACGCCAGGUGCCGGUCAGGUGGACGGCUCCUGAGGCCCUCCAGAUGGGCAAAUACUCGUGGAUGAGCGACGUGUGGAGCUUCGGCGUGCUGAUGUGGGAGGUGUUCUCGCGCGGAGCCAACCCCUACACGGGCUUCAGCAACCAGGAGGUGCGGGACAAGGUCGAAAACGGUUUCCGCAUGCGCCCCCCAGCUGGGACGCCAGUCGCCAUGGCGACGCUGAUGUCUCGCUGCUGGGAAGCGGAGCGUAGGCAGAGGCCGCACUUCUCAGAGAUCCUGCAGGCCAUCGAGGACUUCCAGGCCCGGAGUGGACCACUCCAGUAGCUAGCCGGGCUGGGAAGCCCUCCUCACCACCUUGCUGUACUUCCGCACCAGCGGCGCCAAUCUCAUGUUGACAUUCUCUGUACCUGCAACGUGGACAACAAGGCACAGAGGGCUUCGUGUCUACUGGACCGACGACCAGGUGUUUUCAGUGGCUGAGAGUCCACAAGCACAUCCCAGUCAACGCAGAAGUCAUACACACCCGGUGUACCGACACAGAUCAGGACAGCACCGGCACCGUGUGCUCACGAAUUGUCUUGUUGGAAGAUAAUGUGACAGAGAUAUCAAAGAUAGCGUCAAAUCAAAUGACUUUUUUUAUCAGUCUUGUGACCACUUUGAUGCAUCCCGUAAUGACUUUCUGUGCUAUGGCAAUGUCUUCUUCGCAGAGCAGCACAUGCAGCCAAAUCUGCAGUUAUCUGUAAGCAUGGUUUGAUCUGAGGACGGCGCAGCUUUGCCCUGCGGUGCCAUUCGGAUGAGGCGUCAACCUUCUUGCGGGGUGGUCUGGGUGGUGGGACCUGACCCACCUCCUCGUGUUCUACGGCCUCCUACGAAUCAUCCUGCACACGCCCGUUGCACUGCCGAAACACUACAUCCCACACGAACAGCAAUUUCCUGGAUGGGUGCACUUAUUCUUUCGUGCCAAUAACGCGCCCACUUUCAAACUCACUGAUUUGGUGGUACAGUUCACACAUAGAUUUUCGAUUCGCCCUGAACGUCUGCUCAAAUCGUGCUGAUCCAUUACCUUCUUUGACAUAGAGAGAUGCAGGCACGUUUUAUCUGCAGGUGGUGUUGCACCGCAAUAUCAAUGUUGACUUGAACUCAAGGGCCAACAUGGUUCAAAUGCUAAUCAUUUCUGCAGAACAUAGGGGAACUUGGGGCGGAACGAGAUACUUAAUGUUUAACAAUUUGUAUAAAAUAAGGGAACUCAAGGAAACACUUCUUAAAGUUAUAAAGAAAACACCUUGUACCAUAACCUAACGUACCUUAUUUUAAAAUCACUCAGAACAAUACAUUUUGCAUUUUUUACAAUUUUUCAAAGACAGUCUUGCAUAUUUCCUGUUCCACCCCACCCACAGGGCAGAAUGGGAUAAGGCUAUUUUUUGUUAAAUUAUUGCAUAAACGUUGAAUUUGAAUUGCGAAUACCGUAUUAAACUAUGACAACAUGUUGUAUAAAAGGCAAUGCAGACUAAGGAAUGUGUAAUUUAAACAAUUAAAAAGUCAUUCUUCAAAAUAAGAAAAAUUUUAAUGUCAGUCUGAAAAAUGUACAAUGCUUAAUAAUCACCAAACCACUAACUACUAGCGCUUUCGACAAUAGUCACAAAUCAGUAUUUCCUCUUCAUCUUCACUGUCUACACCAGCACAUGAAUGGUGUGCCCACUUGAAACACCUAGCAUGUGACCCAGCCCUCAUUAGAAACGGAG
Messenger RNA from Schistocerca americana (American grasshopper), 2669 nucleotides. Its product is annotated as tyrosine-protein kinase Fer-like. The record is from RefSeq and is a predicted model, not a curated record. Bases 1 to 1251 code for a protein of 416 amino acids. The transcript has 9 exons. Gene Ontology annotation, molecular function: ATP binding; protein tyrosine kinase activity. Gene Ontology annotation, biological process: protein phosphorylation. NCBI's taxonomy places the organism in Eukaryota, Metazoa, Arthropoda, Insecta, Orthoptera, Acrididae.